Molecule: messenger RNA, 1218 nt
Organism: Eremothecium sinecaudum
Lineage: Eukaryota; Fungi; Ascomycota; Saccharomycetes; Saccharomycetales; Saccharomycetaceae
Product: 3'-5'-exodeoxyribonuclease
Exons: 1
Coding region: 1-1218 (405 amino acids)
Cellular component (GO): cytosol
Molecular function (GO): 3'-5'-DNA exonuclease activity
Source: RefSeq, a predicted model, not a curated record
AUGCUUAUGAGGCGAGGAAUGACGGCAGCCAUGAGAUACUAUGACAUUGGAUUUAAUAUGUGCGACCCAAUGUACCAGGGCGUGUACAAUGGUAAGAAAUACCACGAGACCGACAUUGACAGUGUGCUAAAGCGGUGUGAGGAGACUCGGGUAGAUUGCUUAUUGUUGACAGGGUCUUCUAUAGCGGAGUCGCGGGAGACCAUUAAAAUGGCUGAGGCAUUGGGUAAGAAGCAUUCGAAGCCACGUCUAUUCUACACAGUAGGUGUUCAUCCGUGCUGUGUUAACGAAUUUGUAAUUCAAGAAGGGUCUACUAUUCAUCAGCCUACGAAUGAUGAAGAAUGGAAUAGCCGAUUAGAUGUUACAGACUAUGGUUUUACUCGUGGUAAGCUGCUUGAGUUGUACGAAUUGAUGUCAUUGCGUCAUUCUAGUGACACUGCGUUUAGAGCUAUAGGUGAAAUUGGGCUUGACUAUGACAGGUUCUACUAUAGCGGCAAGAGAAUGCAGCUUAAGUUCUUCCGCGAGCAGUUGAAACUGAGCUGCUUGUUUCCCGAGAUGCCUUUGUUUUUACAUAUGCGUAGUGCAUUUGAGGAUUUUAUUGCGAUUAUGCGAGAGUUCGUCUCGGGUUUCACUGACAACGAGGACCUGUUUAAUUGGAAAGAGCUAAUUGCGGAGUCUGAUCAUUGUGGUACAAUGCUGGAUGCUUCGGGAAGCCCAGUGUAUAGAUUUGAUCCUCGCAGGAAGUUUGUGGUACAUUCUUUUACGGGGACUCCAUUUGAAAUGCAUGAAUUGCUUGCUCUGUCAUCCAAUUGUUACAUUGGUAUGAAUGGCACUUCUUUCAAGGAUGAGCAUAAUAUUGAGAGUGCCAGACAGGUGCCCCUGGAACGACUCCUAUUGGAGACCGAUGCUCCGUGGUGCGAAAUCAAGCGCACCCACGUUUCGUAUCCUUACCUAAUGCGUGCCGAGAAUGCUGUCAGCGAUUCAACAACUCCCUGGCUUAAAGAAGCAUAUCCCGACCUCGAAAAAUGGUAUGACAGCGUUAAAAGGGAUAAGCUGGUGAAGAAAGACCAAGCUGUGUGGCCUGGCACGAUGGUAAAGUCGCGCAAUGAGCCAUGUACAAUGGGUCAGGUUGCUACUGUGGUCGCAAAUGUAAAAGGCUUGCCACUAAAAGAUGUGGUGUCCCAAGUAUGGGAGACUUCGUGUGCAGUUUAUGGUGAUUAA